Rhipicephalus microplus (southern cattle tick) is the source of this 313-nucleotide messenger RNA. Its product is annotated as cuticle protein 10.9-like. Gene Ontology annotation, molecular function: structural constituent of chitin-based larval cuticle. The record is from RefSeq and is a predicted model, not a curated record. NCBI's taxonomy places the organism in Eukaryota, Metazoa, Arthropoda, Arachnida, Ixodida, Ixodidae. Gene Ontology annotation, cellular component: chitin-based extracellular matrix.
AUGAAACUUCUGGCUCCACAGCCGUACCACUUCAGCUACGACACGGUGAGCCCCGUGGAGGGUGGCCACCACUACCACGAGGAGACCAGCGAUGAGACCAACUCACGCACGGGUUCGUACGGCUACACGGACGCGUUCGGCAUCUACCGCCGCGUGGAUUACGUCGCCGACGCCGGAGGCUUCCGUGCCUCCGUGUCCACCAACGAGCCGGGCACCGCUCCCAGCGCUCCGGCCGACGCCUUCUUCUCGAACCCGGGCGCUCUGCCCGCGAAGUAGUAGGCCCCGCGCAAUAAAGCAACUUCAAACAGCCUCA